GACUUUGCUUUUUUGGGGUAAUUUAGCAAAAUUUUAUAAAUUGAUUUAGAUUUAAAAUUGUGCUAAACGAUGCUUGUAGAUACUAAAAGUAUCGAUAUCGAACGAUGAGAAAGAUAUUCUGAAUAGAAAAAUUGGCUCAGAUAUCCUUUGUUUACAUGCUGGACGCAUUCGCAAACAAACUUAUCGCAUACCAUCUCUUCAUUCCCAUUUACCCGGUCACAUUAAGCGUGGAAGAAAACGAAUCGAUCAAAACUCAAACUUUUAUCGACAACAACACGCCACUGACCGCAGCAUUCUUCACAUGAAGCACAACCGUAACCGCACCACCAGUGACAGUUCGAUGAGAGGCCCUCAACAGCUCAACAAUUAACGAACCGACCAAGAACGAAAACAACGAGUAACCUCUCACACGAUCCCAUUAGUAGCAGCAGCCAUAGUGAUAGUAAUAGCUCACACAGCGUUUCGCUUUCUCACUGCUCACCCUAUGCGUGUGAGUGCGUAUUUCGUUCACCUCACAAUCGUCGUUCGUUGGGUUGGCGUUUGUAAAAAGGGGAAGUUAGCUCUCUUUUAUGUGUUGUCUUUUUCCUUUCACAUCUACCGAAAACAAGCGGAACAAACAAAUUUCGUUGCCGAGCACGUGAACGUAUGUACAUAUGCUUUUUAUCCGGGAGCAUUGGACUGUGCGUGCGGAUACGAGCGGAUAGCGAUGGCCGGAACGAUAGUGAGAGUGAGAGUGAGUAACAACAGCCCACAUCCUCGAGAUUCGGGAUCAUGCGGUCGGUCGCUCGUACGCUAGUGUCAGACAGCGAGUAACCUUCCGUCGUUGCGGUAUAUUCGGUCGCGCUGCGCUAAGAUAACAAAAACUAAACUGUGAAAAGUGUUUGAAGUGGAAAAUAAGUUACGAACAUAAAAGUGCAAAUGUCACCGAAACGCUUAAUGUGUGCUUUUUGAAAUCGUUUCAAAUGCCGGAAUAGUGUGUGCGGUUUGACCAUUUUACACAUCGUCACCUAAUAUUCCACCAAACCCAUUUACCCGGUGAUGGGUCGCUCAACAUUUGCCCAAUAAAGGGUGAACGGAAGCAACAAAAAAAACGGACCUGGUGCCGUGACCAGGAUGACAAACGGUUGCAUCGAAACAUGCGGAAAUUGCUAACGACCAGUUUAAAACCCGCCCAGCAAAAUGAAUCGCACGGCACAGCGUAAAGCCCACCGGGUGGUUAGUGGUAGAACAAAGCCAAGACACAGCCGUUAGGCGUGUUGCCAGGAUAGGGAAAACGGGACGGUUCUUAUUUUCGCGCCUCGGUUUUUAAAUUGUUUUUUCGGCUUUUGCCUUCACGCCCAGCCUUUUUCUAACACUGUGGGAUCGUGCGAUCCGGCCUACCCGGUCGGCCAUUGUGUCGGCGCUGUGCGUAAGUGAUAUUGUCUUCUCGUGGCCCUCGUCGUAACGCCCGUAACGCCACCCGGAAAAGCGCCAACAUCAGCACGGGGGAAAAGAAAAUAAAACCGGAACAUGGAACGGAAACGAAUUAAGUGUUGAUGAAAGCAGGGCUGGUAACUUUUUUUUUGGUUCGCUGUGGCCAACUGCUGGAAAACGACGUUUUCGGUUCGGCCAGUGGUUCGGAAAUGGUUGUGUGCUGUGUGCUAUGUGAGUUCGUGUGCGUGUGCGUGUGAAUUGGUGCGCAUUAUUUUAUUCAUAUUUAUUUCAUCGUAUUGUGUGCUGUUUCAAGUGUCAAUGUGGCUGUGGAAGGUGGAUGAGCAAAUGGUGAUGAUGUUGGUUGCUUUGUAAAAUUUAUAACUCAACCCCUCACUGCCCCCAAUACCCCACUAGCGCAUUCUCACCACCCCACGGAAAGCAGUGCAGUUUUGACGCUGGGGUAGCAAUCUUGAAAACGGCGAAAGAAAGUCCCACCCCGAGGGAGUAGAGUGUGCGGCGACUAAUCGUGGGAUUAUGGCCGAUCUUCAGGCAACGGUCGAGUUCGCGGUCGAGUUGUACAAGUUCUACAACGUGGAUCUGUUUCAGCGCGGAUUGUAUCAAGUGCGAUGUUCGUUGCGCGUCUCCCCACGGCUUCCGGUGCAGGUCGAAACGUGUCUGCCCGAUGCAACGACGGCCGGCAUACCCUCGGUGCAGUCGGUGCUAAAUCAAAAUGGCGGAAGCGCCAACCACAGCAACUCCAACAACAAUCCCAACAGCAACACCAAUUGCAGCAGCAGCAACACCAACAACAAUAACAGCACAACCAACGGAAGUGUCGGGGCGGGCUCCAACACAAGUGGGAUUGCCAGCGGUGCCGGAACCGGAAGUGGUUCUUUGCCGAGCAGUAACACGGGCAGUGUCGGUGGGGGCUGUGGACUGGUCGCCAUCGGUGGUCCAACGGGCAAUGGUAACGCACCGUCGACCGGAUCGACCAGCUCGACUGGCCGACCGGAAGUGGGACCGUGCCUCUCGUCUACGGCAAGCAGUGGUGUCAUCGGUGGUGGGUCAAUGUCGUCAAUGCCGAGCAGUAGCUCGAUGCCUACACCAAACUCAGUCACGACCGGUUCGUCUAUGGUCCCGAUCGGCAAUGCUCCGGGACCGGCAUGCACCAACGGGAGCGGAGGAGGGGGUGGUGGUGGUGGAGGCAGCAGCGGUAACUCACCUACAGCCAGCUCCGACAGUCGGUCGGGUGCGACCAUCAUCGAUGACACCGGUGCGUCACGUGUCUUUCAGAUCCUUUAUCGCAACGAGGAGGUGUCGUUGCGUGACGUUAUCAUGUUCCGGGCACACCUGCUAGUCGACAGCCGGCAUCUGAAGGAAUCGAUCGAGCGUGCCGAGUUCUCGCUCAACCUCGAGCUGUGGUUCGGUGAGCAGACGAACGGCAACGUACUGACGCUGGCAUCGACGCGCACGCUGCAGCUAAACUUUCAUCCUGGCCGGGGGCUUCACUAUCAUCUGCCGGUACUAUUCGACUACUUUCAUCUAGCCGCCGUCAGUGUCGGGAUCCAUGCGAGCCUGGUUGCCCUGCAUCAGCCUUACAUCAAUGCACCCAAGUCAACUAAACCGUGGAUGAGCAGCUCGAAGUUAAACUGUCGCGGUGGCAAUUCACCCGGCCCGCUCGAGGCGAUCUUCUUCGGGCCACAGGUCGGUAGCGGUGCCAAAUGUGGCGGAGGUUCUGCCGGCCGAUUGCUGCACGCCCGGAACGUCCACAAAGAAAUCUGUGCCUUGCUGCUGGGGGCCUUGGAAUCGCUCCGGCUAUCGUUGCAGGAGUUCUGCACCGUGCUUCCCCACCAGUGGACAGCUCUGACCGGUUCCACGCCGCUGUCCAAUCUCGACACCGAGCAAAGACUGAGGAAGCUGUCCGAUUUGGCAAAGCUUUUGGACACUGAGGACGAUCUAGCAGCGCGGGCAAACUCGGACAUUGCGCAGCUUUGUGCAGAAUGCAUCCUUUACUGGCGAAGAGUGCUGUCAGCUGCUACACAACCCGCCGUACAUGGGCUGUUGGCUAAGAAACAUCACACACUACGAGUGCGGCGCUUUGCGGAAGGAUUCUUUGUGAUCGAUAACCCUAGACAUCUUGCCAGCGGUUGUUACGAUUCAAACUACCAAAACUACGUAUCGAUCUGCGAGAUGGCCAGACGAUCGCGCUAUCUGUCAUCGUUACCACCACUACCGGUCCACUGCACACCGCUAGACGGAGAUGCCAACUCGUUGCCGCUCAUCUUCGAGGAUCGGUACACCGAUGCGAACGAGUACGGCAAGCGGCGCUCAGGCAGUGAGCCUCAUCUGAACGGUACCGGAGGCAUUGGAGCUGUCGGCAACACGGGACAGUCCACGCUUGUGAAACCUCCGAAACAGCACCACCAUCCGAACAAGAUUGCGCCGAUCGUGAGCAACACCAGCAAGGAGUGUUCGUGCGGAAUUGCGACAUGCUACGUCGAGCCGGUACCGAAGAUCUGUGGCAGUUACAUGGGCAUCAUGACACCACGGUAUGCGCUCGGUGGAGAUAUACUGCAGGCGAGUCUCACCAUAACACCGGCAGCAGCAGCCUCACAAAAUGGGCUUUGUCCUAAGGCACUUUCGCGACAUUCUGUUUCGACGCUGCUCGAUCCUGUCCCAAUGACUGACGUGUGUCCCUGGGAUCAGCAGUUCAAAGGCAUUUAUACCAGUGGACCGACGAGUGGUCUCUCUGGUGGUACACUGCCCACACGACACAGCAAAUCGCUCGAUCAGCUUGAGAUACAACCGAAUGCUAACUCUGCUUCGCUGCCAAGACAGCAUCUUCAUGGUGCCGCUACCGUGGCCAACUACAAUGGGUAUGGAGCACAGUCACAGUCACAUCAUCAACAGCAGCAGCAGCAGCAGCAACAAAUAGGAUCUCUUCACCACCAGCCACAGCAAAGACAGCCGAUGAUUUACCAACACCCAGGACAGCAAACGCAGCAGCUGCAGCAGAUGCCUGGAGGCAUUGCUCUGUUGCAGACAUUACCCAAAUCUAAACCGAAGAACCCUGUCCAGGCAGAGGAUCUACUGAAGAACAUCAACGAGUUUCGGGAGAAGUACAAAAAUCCGGGCGAUCCGCGUAAGAUGAUUCAUGCCGGUGGGACGGCCACUCACAAUCCUACAUACGAUCUGCAACAAGACGCCCUCGGUAUGUCUGCCCUUUUGAACGGAUACGCCAAAUCAACUACCGGUGACUAUCGGCACGAGUUGAAGCAUACGCAAGGUACACGCAGCUCCCAACAUCACGGCCAUCGCGAUCAGUCCCAUCCGGGAGGGCCAAUAAACUCUACUGCAGCAGGAUCUUACUACAACUCCCUUCCUAAAGGGGCCGGUUUGGGUGCGCCCCGAAGUUCCUUCCCACCGGUACGCAGUAAAAAGCAGCAACAGUCCAGCUCCACCUCGUUACCGACUAAAUCGGCUUCGAACACUAUUCCACGCAGCAACUCCUCCCAACAGUUGCGUCAAACGUCUCAAAACAGUGCCGCAUCGAUGUCGAUUGGUGGAGUGAACAGUGCCACGCUGCCGCACCGAUCGGUGGAGUUUUCUCGUAUUCGUGUGUCAGACUUUAAGCAGCUGGUACAUGGCCAACAGAGACGAAGUACCUCGAACGGAAGUACGCAUAAAAUCGGUACGUCAGGCAACGGAAGUGCGGCAACGAAUGUUGGAAGAGAUUCCAGCAGUUCGGCUACCACUCCCGAGAUAACUCCGCGGACACGCAAUAAGCAACGUCGUCUACUAUCGUCGGCAAGCGUUCCCUUUCAGUUGGAAAAUCUUGAGCUAAAACCGGCGGGUGGUGGUGGCGGUGUGACGUCGGUUUCUGCAGUUGCAACCGGUACGGGGGGAUUCAGUGAAAGUCUACCAAACCUCGCACCUCCUCCGGCCGCAUUUGCUAGUGAUUCACCGCCCGCUCCUAUAGGAGGUGCCACCUUUCUGCUAAGAAGACGCCAUUCAAGCAGUGAAUCGACGUCAUCGCUCAGCGAACAGUCCGGUUGGGUUUCGAGUCGCCGUAGUACCGGCCCAUCCAGUCCGGACACUUUGCGGAACGAUCAGCGCGUGGUGAAUGGUGAGCAGCUUCGAAAGCGCCUGCUGAAGCUGCUCAAUGAACAGCCCCGGUUGGUUGCCAAUCGAAAGAACAGUACACCGUCCUCAACGACGGAGUUCUUUGCUCGUAGCAACCAAAGCUCGAUGAAGUCGAAAUCGGGUUGCGGUCCGAGCGAAAUGCUUCGUGGUGCUUCGGUUCAGACGGAAAACUGGAAUAACCUCGAAAAGGAAUGGAACGAUUCGCGGGCUCGUGCACUAGCCAAUGCCACGAGUGGCCCGUACGGUAUGGUUAGUGGAAAACGAGCUCCCGAAGCAGCGGCAACAACCGAGUCGACAGCUCGGGAAGGGAUAAGCACAGCCGACAUAAAGCCUCCGAAACGCACGAACAAGAAGGAAAAAUCCAAGUCAGAUUUUGACCUGGCGCACAUCUCGGACUACGUGUUUGAUGACCUGCGUCUACUUCCGCCGCAGCAAUUUCGAGACGCACCGCCACCACCGGACGAGUUCCGAGAUCCUCCUUCGUUUGUGGACGAUGUUUCGAACAGAAGUAACAAAGACGGAGGAGAUAAACAAAAAGCGACUGUACUGGCUCCUGCAGACAUUCCUCCACCGACGGAACGUCAGAAGCCACCGAAAGAAGAUCAGCCACAGCAACCACAACAGCAGCUGCAGCAGCAACAGCAUAUACCGGCACAACAACAGCCACCGCAGCAGCAACAGCUACAGCGACAUCAAGUUCAGUACUAUGCCACACUUCCUAAGAGCCAUCCGCCGGUUCCGAUGACUCCACUGUCGGUAAUAUUUCAACCGCAAAUUAUUACCGCACCACAGCCUCAACCACAUCACCAACAGCAACAGCAACAUUAUGCCACUCCGCAGGCAUUGAUGCAACAGCAUCACUACAGCAAACCCUUGAGCAGCCAAAUCUACAUGGGUCCUGGUACGGCACAACCCACCCCCAAACCAAAGUGUGAGAUACAGGCGAUUGAUAACCCGCUCUACCACAUCUACGAGGUGGUGAAAACUCCUCGGCCCGUCAUGAAAUCGCAAAGCUCCAACGAGCUGGCAGCUAUAGCGAAAUGUGCGGAAACACUGAACAACGCGAAUGCGACGAAUCUUUGCACCGUUGCAGUGGCAACACAGAUGCAGCAUCAACCAUCAAUGGUUCACAACGGUAAGGCACAGUACGCUCCGUCAACGGUAGCGCCCUCUGUCGAACGGAAGGCAUCGGUUCGAGAAACACCACCACAGCCCUCCAACACUGCAGAACCGAUCGGGACGGGAUCGGUACGGAGGAAAGUGAACGAAACGGAAGAAGAGUUCGACGAGAGCCCUGAUCGCAAGCGAGUGGAUCCUCCGAUGCAGCUGCUGGAGUUCGAAAAGUGUCGUGAGGAGUUCCGCAAACAGAUCAACUAUUCCGGCUCGAUCUAUUCCGACUUCCAGAAGAUGGCCUCCGAGAUGCCGUACUUUCACAUCGCGGACGAGUUCAGAGCGUUCUCACCGGCCGGUUUGCAUCUGGUAAUAUGCGUACAUGGGCUGGACGGUAAUUCGGCCGAUCUGCGACUAGUGCGCACUUACCUGGAACUCGGACUGCCCGGUACGCACCUGGAGUUUCUAAUGUCGGAACGGAACCAGGGCGAUACGUUCUCCGACUUUGACACCAUGACCGAUCGGUUGGUCGCGGAAGUUUUAUACCACAUCGAAACAUAUCAGCUCAAUCCGAGCCGCAUCUCAUUCGUAGCGCAUUCGCUUGGAACGAUCAUUGUUCGGUCAGCGUUAGCGAGACCACAGAUGCGACCGCUACUGUCCCGGUUGCAUACGUUCCUUUCGCUCUCUGGACCACAUCUGGGAACGCUGUACAACUCCAGUGGGCUUGUCAAUAUGGGUAUGUGGUUUAUGCAAAAGUGGAAAAAGUCUGGUUCGCUGUUGCAGCUGUGUUUGCGCGAUGCAGCCGAUCCACGCCAAAGUUUCCUGUACCGGCUGAGUCAGCGCAGCACUCUGCAUCACUUCAAAAACGUCUUACUGUGCGGAUCAUCACAGGAUCGCUACGUUCCACCACAUUCGGCACGGUUGGAGCUGUGCAAAGCUGCCGUACGAGACCAAUCGAAUCUCGGCAUAGUGUAUCGUGAAAUGGUGCACAACAUAAUAGCGCCCAUGCUGGCCAGACAGGAUCUGACACUGGCCCGAUUCGAUGUACACCAUGCGCUUCCACACACGGCUAACGCGCUGAUCGGACGAGCGGCCCAUAUCGCCGUGCUCGAUUCGGAGCUGUUCAUCGAGAAGUUUUUGCUGGUGGCCGGGUUGAAAUAUUUCAGCUAGCCACUGAAUGUGAACCUAAGUCGAUGACGGUACGGUACCAGCGAAAGAGGAUAAUUAUGUCGGCAUCCAUUGCAAGGGUAAAAAUAAAAUCUCAUAACUUUACAAGACGUACAGUAGUUACUUGCAGCUCUGCAUAGGACACACACACAGUAUCAACAAAAUUUUAUCGAAAACAAAACGAACACAAAAUAUGUGUGAGUGUGUGAAUGUAAACCGAAGUAUGAAACGAAAGUACUUUUUUUAAUUGAUCGCUAAUGCAUAAAUAAUAUCUUUUAAGUAAAACUUAAUUGUGUGGAAAAGAUACUAAGCUGUGAGUAUGAUACAAAAAUCAAUCAACAGGGUACGAUGAAUGGCAAAUGAUACUAUCAAACAGUAUCAAACGAUGAACGAUUGUGUCAUUUAAGAUUUAAGAUACAGCCAACAAAGGUCAUUCUUCAUCACUGCCAAAAUGGUUUUUGGGAGUGUUACAUACUAUUAGUAACAUAUUUUACUAUUUAUUUGUAGAGCAAACUAAACUAAUAUGGUAAUAAUAUUAUGUUCUACGCAUUUGUUCACUGUUUUGUGUUGGUGGGUAAAAAUUAGAAAACAAGAUAAACUGUUUUGCAAAGAAUGGACCAGUGCGUUAAAAUGAACUCAAGAUCGAAACUACCAAUCAUACAAAUCUACCCGCUAGAUAAAACCUGGACGUUGAGCAACAAAAUAUUAAAACGUGUAGAAACGUACAUUAAACAAAUCAAAGCAAAAUCAAACAUGCAGCAAAACAAAAGAAAGGUCUCAUUUUCCUUUUUAUUCCACUUUAUCUCUCCCUAUCUCUAUCAAUCUCUACAAAACAAAGGAAACACACACAACCAACUUGAGGAACACAUUCGUAUAAGCGAAAAUUGAGACUGACUUAGUUUCGAUACCUAAACGAUAUUGCUUUCUUUAGCUGUUUCUUGGCAUGUAAGCGGCACUAGGCACAUUGGACCGGAAGAAUCACCAUAGGGAGGGUGACUUUUUACUUUAGAUAGAAGCAUCGUAAAGUAGCAACGGUAUUUAAACACAGCGAUAGUGCUUUUUCGGAACUCUUCUUAGAAUGAAACGAAAGUAAAAUUAUUAAAAUGAGUACGUAGUGGUCCGCGAACAGCAAACAUUAUGCUGCAAUGGAACGCACUUUACUCUACUUGAUGAUAUUUCCCAUAGGGAUCAGUGUGUGUGUGUGUGCAAAAACGUGUACGAUUAGUGUGUAAUAUUAAGAGCAACAAACACUAGGUUAGUUCAAUAUCAUCGAGUACAGGGACACACGGAAAGACAAAACCGUACAUCAAGCGCACAACUUCAUUUAUGCACAUGGUGUGGUAAAAUGAAGGGAAUCAAAAGAAAAAAAAAAACAAAAUUAAAUUUAAGGGAUUUUUUUCGAAAUUCAUCACUGUACGUAAGGGCGAAAAUGCGUGUGAGCGUUUUUUGUUGUACAUUUUGGUCAUUUUUAUAGAUCGGAAGACAUGCCGAGGAAAUACUUUUUCAAAUUCGCUAAAACAGCUAUUAAAGAGCUGAAGCGAGUGAUUUUGUUACACGAAUAGUAUGGCUAUAGGCGUUACUCUGAGCAAAUGAGCCUGCAGGGUAUGCAACACGCAUGACAACUCGCCUGCUGCCAUGCAAACUGCAAACAUGAUACAAACAUUCAUUCCUAAUCAACUCGUUUGACAGCUCGUUUGUUCAUUUAAGGCAACAGUGCAUACCCAAUCAAACGCAGCAUCGGAAGGUUGUUCUUGCGUUGUGUUCAUCGUACAUAGAAUAACCAAAGAAUAAGCAAAACUUAAAACUCCCGUGCGGAAAGUGUAAUCAAAACUGGAAAAUUUUAAACUAGAUGGCUGUAUAAUUAAACCUUUUCGUUUCGACUUUGUAUCUCGUCGUACAUCGUUGACAUCUACAUUCAUAUGUAGUGUCGUGAAAUAGGUGAAAUAGUCAAUUAAACGAUAAUUAACGUGCAAGAAAAGUGAUGACGAACCGUGCAGAACGAAGUGAUUGAUAAAGGAUUGGGAAGCAACAUGUGAUUCAGAACGAUCGAUCCAGUAUGGGAAAAAAGGGAAACGUUAAAAGAAGCAACGGGGUUUAGUUCUGUUUUGAGUGACAUUUUGUGUAAUUGUAGAAUACAAACAAACACCAAUUUCUUACUAAACCAUACAAGAACAAAAGAUGUCGGCAAAGCAAAAUACGCAUGAAUACGCGUGGAAUGCUAGAAUGGGAAAAGAGUAAAAAAGGGGAAAGAAACUCAAUAAAUUAAAACCGCAAAAUAAUUAAUCAAAAACAAAUACUAAAACAUAAGACAGGAUUUGUUUGUAUGUAAGCAUAGAACAAAUAACGAAUCGAACAAAUGAGACAGAAAGAAAAGGAAAGUUGAGCGAAAAUGGAGUGAAAAACGCAACGCAAAUCGAAUCGAAUGCAGAACCAUAAUUUGAAAAGUAUUGAAACCAAAGGAAUAGUGACCAAAGAUGAUAGAAACAAUGUCAUAUAGAGAAAGAGACCGAAACAAGCAUAAAUUAACCAUACGCACCGAAAACAUAUGACCGUUUGUUCGCGGUUCCCUACACAGAACUAGAAAAUCAAACUCCUAAAUAGGCUGGAGAGGCUGGCGGUGCGCAAACCUUAAUGCCAUGUUAAACGAUGGGUUUCGAAGAACGAUUGCUGGGAGAAGGUAAAAACAUAGUGAAGCACUUUUUAACGAGAUGAAGCAACACCAUUACUACCACCCUGUUAAAGGAAGUUGAUGUUUGGUAAAGAUGGAAUUGUUAGCGUGGGUUGAAGCAUACUGGAAACACAGUGACGAAAUUGAUUCUAUCUACUUUUCCUACCAUGCAUGUUACCACAUGCUUUCCACUUAUAUUUUUUACCACCUAUGUACUGUUGCGCGUUUUGAAAAUGUUGGAAUCAUAUAGAGUGUGUUAAGACUGUCCGCUAGUGGUCGAAUUGUUUGUUGCAAACUAAUCCUUUGCAGAGAAAUAGAUAUACUCACACUAGAGUUGGAUUAUUAUAUAUAUGAAGAACAUAGAAAGGGUAAAUUCGGGUCAACACCUGGCUUAUGUAUGGUAGUGCUGUUUUGCAAUGUUUCUUCGAGCAGCAUUGAUGCCAAUAGUUCCGCAUAACAAACCAUUGUGUCAACGGAUUGAUAUUCCACCCUUAACAAGACUACAACUUGGACAUGAUUGCCUACGUUUCCUAUUUCAGUUCUUGUCCCCAUUCUGAGUCCUUCCGUUAAUGAUCUGAUCGCUAGUGGUAAGGAUCUGAAAGCGACGAUAAAGGCAAUCCAUGGUUAAGGUUAAAAAGGAAACGUUUGAUUAGUCGUGUGCGGUUGGCAGUACGAGUUUGCAUAGAAAUCACAAAAGAAAGGAACAAAAAAAAACAUUAAAAACUGCAAAAUAUUGUUGGACUGCAUUACAGCAAAAGAAACGUUCUACCAAACCUUCAUGAAAGUAAUAAAACUAACAUUGAUAUUAAAGAAACAGCUUUUAUGAAGCUACACAACCAGUACACACAGUCGAAAAAGUUAUAAUCAAACCAGAAUAGAACCCACAACCUAUUUAACGUAACGGAACUAAAUAAUGAAAUGUGACCCACUAACCACACUCAGUAGUAAAAUAGUUAACUUAGGGAAGGGAAAGGGAAGGGAUUUAUAAAACAAAUGAACAAAACACACAUAAACGCGUGCAAUAAAAGAUAAACAAAAAAAAACUACACAUAACACACUAAACAAAACAAACGAAAUAGACAACAAAAAAGGUACAUACAUAUACCAUCGUAGGGGAGAGCAGUUGCAGUAGUAUAAUUGAAAAACAUCUGUUUGCUUUUUCUGUUUUGUUUCCAGUUUGUGAUUUGUUUUACUCGAAAUAGACGAUCAUUUCAAUGAACAGGAAUUUAAAGCUUACAUAGGGAAAUGGAACACCAAGAUAAACGAAACCAAUGCAGCCAGGGAAGUCCUACAGUCCAGUUAAUGUGUUUACCAUAAGUUAUCGGCGGUCAGGAAAUCGGAGAGCUUGGAAACGAAUCAAAACAAACAGGUCAAACAAAAGAGCUACGGAUUGGCGAUGCAACAAAGGACAUUGCGAUCGCGAUGGGACGAAAACAUUUGGGUAAACAAAUGAAGUGGACAGAUUUCAUUUAUCAUACCGGUAGAUGCGAAUCUUGUGUUGAUGAUACAAACGAGACAAAAAUAAAACUUUAUUCAAAAAAUAACAA
Molecule: messenger RNA, 12048 nt
Organism: Anopheles funestus (African malaria mosquito)
Lineage: Eukaryota; Metazoa; Arthropoda; Insecta; Diptera; Culicidae
Exons: 8
Coding region: 1948-7836 (1962 amino acids)
Source: RefSeq, a predicted model, not a curated record